This is a messenger RNA of Spodoptera litura, 1521 nucleotides long. Its product is annotated as vacuolar protein sorting-associated protein 26C. Gene Ontology annotation, biological process: intracellular protein transport. NCBI's taxonomy places the organism in Eukaryota, Metazoa, Arthropoda, Insecta, Lepidoptera, Noctuidae. The record is from RefSeq and is a predicted model, not a curated record.
UCAACUUGUGUUUGUGUCAAAUGAAAGUUGAAAGACUCAAUUUGUUAUGUUUAUUGUUUAUUAGUGAACAAAAACAGCAGUUUAAAGUUAUGUUAUUGGGUCGAAUGAACGAAGAAGUAUAAAAAAUACUUUCUACUUUUACUAUAUCCUUUUUUGCUUUUAAUUGAAAUAUAAAAUUUGCAAGAUGUCAACAGUUUCAGUAGCAAUCAUUUUAAAAAGAGCGAGUAAAGUUUAUCAUGAGGGUGAGACUAUCGCGGGAGUGGUAGUAGUGGAAAGUAACAGUGAUGUGAGACAUGAAGGUUUGUCUCUCACUAUGGAGGGGUCUGUCAAUCUACAGCUCAGCACAAAGAAUGUGGGCAUCUUUGAGGCAUUCUCUAACUCUAUCAAGCCUAUAAACCUUAUCAACACAUGCAUUGAGCUGGUGCCACCGGGCAAGAUCCCCGUAGGAGUGACAGAGAUUCCAUUUGAGAUGCCACUGCGCGCACGCCAGGCUGUGUCGCCCGGGUACCCAGGCUUGUUGGAAACAUACCAUGGAGUCUUUGUAAAUAUUAUGUACACACUCAAAUGUAACAUGAAGAGAUCAUUUCUGAACAAGCCAGUGAAUGCUAGUUGCCAGUUUUUCGUGCAAUACAGACAGCAAGAUCCGGCGCCGAUGAAGCCGGUUCGCUGUGAGAUCACUCCGGCCAGUAUCCGCGCGGCCGGGGGCGGGUCGCGGCCCAUGCCUCACUUCCAGGUCUACGCAGAGAUACACUCCACCGUCUGCGCCCUCGACAGCCCGCUCACUGGCAAGAUCCGAGUGGACGAGUGCUCGGUGCCGAUCCGGUCGAUAGAGCUGCAGCUGGUGCGCGUCGAGACCUGCGGCUGUGCUGAGGGAUACUCUAAGGAUGCGACGGAGAUCCAGAACAUCCAGAUAGGCGAGGGCGACGUGUGCCGCGCGCGCGACGUGCCGCUGUACAUGGUGCUGCCGCGACUGUUCACGUGCCCCACCACCUCCACGCCGCACUUCAAGAUCGAAUUCGAGCUGAAUAUUGCUGUUAUUUUUGACGACGAUUAUUUGGUAACGGAAAAUUUUCCAAUAUUGUUAUUAAGGAGCAAAUAGCAAGAAUAUCUUUAACUACAAACUACGACGGUACUUAGCCAAACAUCGACCCUUCAGCGGCUACUACAGCAAAAAGAACAAGUUACAACUACAGCCAACUCUGUCUUGAAACAUAACGUAAAUAUGAAAGUUUGUGACUUUGUGAGGAUUUAUGGCAAAAAAACUACGGAACAGGUUUACAUGGAGUUGAUGAUGAUUGGAGAGUCCGUGAACUGGGAUACUUAUUACAUUACAAUUAUUUCCAAAGUAUAUUAUGAAAUAGUAUGUGUAUAUAAUGAAAAAUAAUUAUUAUAUUAAGUAAAUGAGUAAUAUAGAGUAGCACUUAGAUUAUUGUAAUACAAAUUGAUUAAUCAUACAAAGUGGGUCGCAUGUACCCAUUGCGUUAUUAUAAAGAAAUGCAUUAAAUUAUUUCCAUUGUUAAA